Molecule: messenger RNA, 1213 nt
Organism: Camelina sativa (false flax)
Lineage: Eukaryota; Viridiplantae; Streptophyta; Magnoliopsida; Brassicales; Brassicaceae
Product: GDSL esterase/lipase At1g58430-like
Molecular function (GO): hydrolase activity, acting on ester bonds
Source: RefSeq, a predicted model, not a curated record
UUCUGUAGAUCAAUAAAACAAAAAAGACAAAAAAAAUGUCGACUGCUCAUACCAUAACCAUCACUCUCUUCAUCACAACAACACUACUAGUGUCCUCAAACGCCAAACCACUUUUUCCAGCGAUUUUCAUCUUUGGCGAUUCAACGGUUGACACAGGCAACAACAAUUUCCCUUCACAAACAAUCUUCAGAGCUAAACAUGUUCCUUACGGUAUUGAUUUCCCAAGCCACUCACCAAACGGAAGAUUCUCAAACGGAAAAAUUUUCUCCGACAUAAUCGCAACCAAACUCAACAUCAAACAGUUUGUGCCUCCUUUCUUACAACCAAAUCUCACUGACCAAGACAUCGUGACCGGAGUCUGUUUUGCAUCAGCAGGUGCCGGUUACGAUGACCAAACCAGUCUCAUCACACAAGCGAUUCGUGUCUCGGAACAACCAAAUAUGUUCAAGAGUUACAUUGCUCGUCUUAAGAGUAUCGUAGGAGACAAGAAAGCUAUGAAGAUCAUAAACAAUGCUUUCGUGGUUGUGAGUGCAGGGCCUAAUGAUUUCAUCUUGAAUUAUUACGAUGUUCCCUCAUGGCGCCGCGUGUAUCCUAGCAUUUCUGAUUACCAAGACUUUGUGCUUCAUAGGCUUAACAAUUUCGUGCGGGAGCUUUAUAGUCUAGGUUGCCGGAAAUUUUUGGUUGGAGGUUUACCGCCAAUGGGAUGUUUACCGAUUCAAAUGACUGCACAAUUCCGCAACGUCCUAAGGUAUUGCUUGGAACAAGAAAACAGAGACUCUGUUUUAUACAAUCAGAAACUUCAGAAGCUCUUACCUAAGAUCGAAGCAUCACUUACAGGAAGCAAGAUUCUUUACUCUAAUGUCUAUGAACCUAUGAUGGACAUGAUCCAAAACCCUAGCAAAUACGGGUUUACAGAGACGACGAGAGGAUGCUGUGGAACAGGGUUCUUGGAGACAAGCUUCAUGUGUAAUGCUUAUUCUCCUUUGUGUCAGAAUCGCUCGGAGUUUCUGUUCUUUGACUCGAUACAUCCAUCGGAAGCUGCCUAUAGUUACAUUGGCAACGUUCUUGACGCUAAGAUACGUGGGUGGCUUAGGGGUUAAGUCAUCACGAUUUGCAGAAUGGAAACAAAUUAUUUGUUUCAUAAUGCCACUAUUUGUGGAUUUAUCGUUUCUUAAUCAACUAAAACUUUGGCUCUUACUGAAGCUUUAAAUUU